Messenger RNA from Helicoverpa armigera (cotton bollworm), 6170 nucleotides. It is a transcript of the gene Evi5, whose product is annotated as Ecotropic viral integration site 5. The transcript has 17 exons. NCBI's taxonomy places the organism in Eukaryota, Metazoa, Arthropoda, Insecta, Lepidoptera, Noctuidae. The coding region runs from base 273 to 2789 and encodes 838 amino acids. The record is from RefSeq and is a predicted model, not a curated record.
AGUUUGUUAUACAUAAUCUGUGAUUUAAAAUUUGCCAGCUGGGCGGUUCCGAUAUUUAUUUUUAUAAUUUUAAAAUCAAAAUAUUUCCCUGAAAGCAAUAUAUCAAUCAAUUAUAGUUCUUGCCAUUAGGGACAUAUAUCACCACAUUUAAUGUUCGAACCAGUCGGAGCUGAGGCGUGUUCUUCCCACAUAUUUAGACAUACUGCAGAGAGGAGCGUGCAGUGAGCAGGAGCGCAGGGCCAGGGGAGGGCUCUAUAUGGCAAAGAGUCACCAUGAAGGUGGAUGCCGACGCCAGGGAAGCGCCCGCCGCACCGCCUGCCGCACCCGGAACGCCGAUCGCUAGUAAUACAGAAUCACCUGUAUCAUCUCUGGACGAUUACCGGAUAAUAGAAUCGACUAGUGAAGCAAUUCCGACCCCCGAUCGGGCAUUGCUCGCCAAGCUGGAGGAGGAGAACAGACGCAUCGAGGCGGACGCCAAGUGCCCCUCGUUGACCACCGUGCACAGCCGAAAGAGCUCAGAUACCUCACAAGUAUCUUUGGCCUCGGCAACAAGCUCAAGCCAUGACGCUGAGGCAAGAGUCAGCAGUAGCAGUAACGGAGAGGAAGACCUUUGGAGCCUCUGGGGUCGCAUCGUCAGCAACUGGGAGACUGAGUGGAAGCGACGCAACCAGUUCGUGCGAGACCUCGUCAGACAGGGAGUCCCGCACCAUUUCAGAGGCAUCGUGUGGCAGCUGCUGGCGGGAGUCGACACCUCCCCUGAGAAGAAACUCUACGCUUCAUAUAUAAAAGCGAAAUCAGCAUGUGAGAAGGUGAUCCGCCGCGACAUAGCAAGAACAUACCCUGAACAUGACUUCUUCAAAGAGAAAGAUGGCCUUGGCCAGGAGUCGUUGUUCAACGUGAUGAAAGCAUACUCUUUACAUGACCGGGAAGUUGGGUACUGCCAAGGAUCUGGAUUUAUCGUUGGCUUGUUACUUAUGCAGAUGCCAGAAGAAGAAGCUUUCGCGGUACUCGUAAAGAUUAUGCAGCAACAUCGCAUGCGGGACAUGUUUAAGCCGAGCAUGGCUGAACUGGGACUGUGCAUGUUUCAACUCGAGAACUUGGUACAAGAGCUACUGCCCGACUUACAUGUGCACUUCCAGUCGCAGAGUUUUAACACGUCACUGUACGCUAGCAGCUGGUUCCUAACUCUGUUCACUACUACGCUGACCUUGCCUCUUGCUUGCCGAAUCAUGGAUGUGUUCCUAUCUGAAGGAAUAGAGAUAGUCUUCAAAGUAGCGCUCGCUUUGCUCACUGUCGGCAAAAACGAUCUGCUGUCUUUGGACAUGGAAAGUAUUUUGAAGUAUAUACAAAAGGAAUUGCCGUCAAAAGCGGAAGCUGACCAGGAUGUUUUUAUGAACCUCGCGUAUUCUAUCAAGGUUAACCCGAAAAAGAUGAAAAAGCUCGAGAAAGAAUACACAGUUAUCAAAACAAAAGAACAGAGUGACAUUGCCGUGCUGAGGUGCCUGCGUCAGGAAAACCGGUUGUUGAAGCAGCGCGUAGAACUACUGGAGAAGGAGAGCUCUGGCUUGGCGGAGAGGCUGGUGAGAGGACAAGUGGACUUGGCUGAGGGAGAAGAGGAGACGUUCGCAUUGGCCAGGGAGGUGCAGGCACUGAGGAGGGCCAAUGUGGACGCUCAACAGCGCUUGGCAGUAGCGCAGGACGAGAUCCGCUCCCUUGAGAUGACUAUUGCUGAGAACAACUCCCGGCAAUCAUCCCUCGAAGGUAUAGAGGGGGGUAGCAGUCAGAAAGGGGAGGAGCUAGCUCGUUGCCUACAAAGGGAGCUGGUUAGAGCGAGGCUUCACGCCGCCGAACGCGAGGCAGCCGAGCGGGAGCUGACCGCCCGUAUAGCUGAGCUGGAGAAUGAGAAUAAGAGCCUGAGGAGACAGCGGGUCGAUAACAAUGUGGCGCAUUUGCAGGACGAACUAAUCGCCGUAAAGUUGCGCGAGGCUGAAGCGAAUUUAUCGCUGAAAGAUCUCCGACAGCGCGUGACCGAGAUCUCUGAGGCGUGGCAGCGACAUCUACAGGAGCAUAGACAAGAGGUGCCAGCGACGCCAGUACAGUCGAACGUCGUGUCCGACAUUAUGGCGACGCCUAAGAAGCUACUGCGAGCUUGGGAAGGCAGGUCCGCUGAUACACAGAAACUUGAAGAGGAUCUGAUGACCACUAGGAUACGGGAGGUCGAGGCACUGACGGAGCUUAAAGAGUUGAGACUGAAGGUGAUGGAACUCGAAACCCAAGUCCAAGUGUCGACGAACCAGCUCCGCCGUCAGGACGAAGAAGCUCGUCUGCUACGAGAGAGCCUCGACGCAGCGCUGCAACGCGAGCGAGUCUUGCAGACCAGGCAGCGAGAGUUCCAGCACAAGUAUGCUGAUCUGGAGAGCAAGGCUAAAUACGACUCCAUGCAAGCGAACAUUCGCAAUAUGGAGGACGCUCAAAGAAUAGCCGAGCUGGAAACUGAGGUGUCGGAGUAUAAAUUAAAGAACGAAGUGAUGGCCACAGAAGGCGAACUUCGCAACAACAUGGACAGUGACACGGACCGAGUUCGCGAGUUGCAGGAACAAGUCGCCGAACUAAAGGCCGAGGUCAUGAGGCUAGAGGCCUGGAAGUCGCGGGCUCUGGGGCACACGGAGAUCAGCCGCGCCGUCUCUUUCGAGGACGACUUAGAGGAGGACGAGAAACUUAAGUUAAUUCUACGACGCGAAUCUUCCACUUCCCUCGACCUAUCCGCUAUGUCCCGGAAACCCACGUAACGAAUACCCACUCUAGUGUUCGUUUCCCUUACGUGCUGUCUGCACUCAUUCUCUCACUUUUCUGUGUACUUAUUAGUGCCUUUAUUCUUUCUUCCUGUAGAACGCGUAAAAUCAAUGUUCGUUCUUUUCAUUGUUCAUUACAUUAGUAUUCGCUUAAUAUAACAUCGUUUAGUGUUUCUCGUACUACUCAUCUAGCGUCUGCGUCAGGACCCCUGUCACAACUCUCCGAUCCUCUCGAAAUACAUAUAGAGAGUUGCUACCUAAUUGCUACCAACUACCAUUAGUUGCUACCAAUUGCUACCCUCGUGGUUUUGAAGAUAUUCAGAAUCUAAAGGUGACAGCCAUUCUGAUAUCAGGCGCCGUUUUUUCACACUGGAAAAAGUGACAGCCAUCCUGAUAUCAGAAUGGCUUAGGUAGCAACUCUCUAUAAGUAUUUCGAGAGGAUCGGAGAGUUGUGACAGGGAUCCUGACGCAAACCAUCUAACGCCUACCAUUGACCGCGGAAUUCUCUUAUUAUGUUAUUCAGUAGUUGUGCUAGACAUCUUUUCGAACGAUUGUUAUGAAUAAAACAUAGUGAAAUAGCUAUAGAUCAAAAUACAAUCAAUAAUCUACUCGUAGAUGGCUUAGACUCCAAUAGAUUCACUGGUCCAGUCUCAUGAUGCCAACUACAUUGUACUUACACCGUGACCUCAAGAUAAGGGGUGCACUUUUUAGCCGCAGCUCACUAAAAAGAACAUCCGUAAUUUUGAUAGGCUCUCAACAUUGAUGCACAUUAUUAGUAAUAUGUAGUAAGGAUAAUUUAUAUGGUUGUAGUUGAGACAUACAGGUAGGUAGUUUUAAUAUAAUAGUAGUAUUUUAUAGUUUAUUGAAUAUGACGAUCGAUUAUUGGGUAGAAAAAUACUUAUAUAGGACACACCAUGUGGUAAAUAGAACUUGACAUAAGCGUUACGAUAAACUUUCACAAGCAAAUUGGUAGCUUUGAUCUCAAGAGACGACCAUGCUUAUUUACUUAUACGCAAUAUUUUGAUUGCAUCAGAAAUCGCUUUAUGGUGCAGGUAUUUAUUUGCUAUUUGAUUUCCUUUUAUGUUGCAUUGACAACAUACCUACUAUGUUGCAAACUUUACGUGAUUUUGUUAAAACCGAUGGCACUACAACAUUGUUUUACUACACGCAAGCAACGACACGGUAAUAAUUGUAGGCUGUUCUUGAUUCGUAGAGAAUAUUUAAAAUUCAUAACAUGCUUGUGUGGUAGUAAAUUGCCCUUGCCCAAAUUCAUGCCAUUAGACAAAUAAGGCCCAUAAUAUCAAAUAGUUAACUGAUUGGAGAAAAUUCUGACCAAGCUAAACUCCAUCGAAAGAAUGGGCCUAAAAUAUUAGUUCCAUGUCGGGUCACUUUUGUGUAAUGCUAUGUAACACUUCGAAAUAUAAUCACUAUCAUUUGUCUAACUAAAGCAUUUCUUAACAAACAUUCCAACUUGUAAUUUCUUAUUAUUUAUUUAAAUAUAUAAAAAAAGUAUUUUGUUAUUUUACCUUAGAAUGUAUUUCUAAAUAAUAUAAUUAUGUUAACUUAGUUAUGCUGUUAUUUUUAGAUGCGAUAGGGAAGACAGUCUAGUAUUGAUGGCAAUAUUACGCGUACUUAUUUAAUUAAUGCUUACGUAUUUUUAUUAGGUUUUAAGAUGAAGUAUUUAAAUGAAAUAUCCAAACUAUGUGUUUGUAUUAAUUUAUGAAUGUAAAAAAUACUCAACAUAUUGUUAAACAUUGAUUUUCUCUGUCCUGGCCCUAACACUAAAAUGGUGGUAUAAUGUAACUGCUGCUUCGCAGUCAUUACGGGUAGUCAGAAGCCACUAAAUCUAACCGAGGGGUACUGGGUUGCCCGGGUAACUGGGUUGAGGGGGUCAGAUAGGGCAGUCGCUCCUUGUAAAGCACUGGUACUCAGCUACAUCCGGUUAGAUUGGAAGCCGACCCCAACAUAGAUGGGAAAAAGGCUCGGAGGAUGAUGAAUGUAACUGCUGCUUGCACCUUCGCUUGCUAUUUUCGAUUAAAAUUAAAUUUAAUUUAGGUCCGAUUUUAUAACUUUUAUGUGAAGAAUAUGUUUGAUGUUCUGACAGCUUAAGGGUAGAUAAAAAUAUGUCAACUCGCUAUAUUUAUUUGUUGGACAGGAAUGCAUGUUUAAAAUUCCACCCUUAGUGAGCGUUGGUGCAAACUUUUAUAGAGUUGGGUAAAAUUAAUUUGUUUUUUUUUAUAAAAAAUUGGGCACUUGCAAGCAAUAUCCAAAGCCAUUUUGCACAAGUUAUUUUCAAGCUUCGCAAUCCAUUAUCGAAUAUGAAAUACUUGAUUUGUCAAUUUUGCUUAGCCCUUAUAUAAAGCUUUACUUUAUUCUUGUUAAAUUGUAACAGAUUUAUGAGAGACAUAUAUUUUAAUUAAUAUAAUACCCAGAGUUAGUAUUUCACCAUUACACAUGAUGGUCCCAAAUAAUUCCUAUCCCUAAGACUACUAUGGAUAGUUUUAGUUAUCGUUAUUAUUGAUAUACAUAUUUUAUGUGUUGUGACCAUAUCAUUUAUUAACCAACAACAUACUGGCAGCUACUAUGACAAGGUUCUGUAUUGUGUACAAUAAUCGGCAAUUUAUUUUACAUUGUCAUAUAGGUACUUGCAAUCAAGGAUUUACCAGAUAAGAAUAAAAAUGUUUUUUAUGUCAAUAGUGUGUAUAGGUACAUUAUUUCGUAAAUGUAAUUAAAUUGUAUUAUUUCACGUUCAGUUAACCAUCACAGUAUACAAGUGUAUACCUAUCAUUCAUGACCCAAUAUAUUCCUGUAGUUAUAAUAACUAAACGAUUGUGCAAUGAACAACGCCUAAACAAUAAAACAGCUAACAUAAAGCAAUGUAUAGGAAUAAAAUAAACCUACAUUUUUUACUUUUAUAUAAUUGACUAAUAUAAUAAAGAUAUUUGUCUUGUAAAUUUUAUAGGCAGCUUUAUGAGAUUUUGUUUGCUCAAUGUCUAUCCUGCAUAUAAGAUUAAUAGAAUUGUAAUAAUAAAAAUAGUAUCGCAUUGAGGUAAAAAUGAAAAAAACCACGAGUUAAUUAUCCUGAUGCCGAUGACGUUUGUUAUAGAUAUGUUUUUGAAAAAAUAAUGUUCCCUGUUUACUCAUAGUCAAUUGAAUACCCGGGAAUAUUCCUGCACCAUGUUACAAGUAAUGAAAGCAAACAUGGGACUCCCAUGUUUGCUUUCAUGCAAAGCGUCAUCACAGCACGCUGUGAACGCUUAACGAUCACUAAUUUUUUACACUUUACUCGUGACUUUUAAGUAUUUUCAUAUUGUGUAUUGGAAAAUAAAGAUAAUCUUGUAUUCCAUUUUUUAUUACAAAUAAAGACUUGUAACUCAA